Molecule: messenger RNA, 1923 nt
Organism: Rhagoletis zephyria (snowberry fruit fly)
Lineage: Eukaryota; Metazoa; Arthropoda; Insecta; Diptera; Tephritidae
Source: RefSeq, a predicted model, not a curated record
AUGUGCAACCUCAAGGGGGAAAAACAAAAUCAAUCUCAGCAAAAUCAAAACCAGAAAAGGAAACAGCCAAAACAGAAGUUGAAGCUUAAAUCAUUGAAAGCGGCUGAAGAAGGGCAAACUGCUGUUGAUUCUAACGCUAAAACAGAGGCGCCAGUCGGUCCGCCCACUCUGCGACGUAGUCCAAACGUUCAACGGCUGAAUCUGCUUAAACCUGAAGAUGAUCAGCUCUUCAAAGAUGAUCUUGAAAAAAAGAAAGAAAAUGACGGCAGUGAAAAUGAGGAAACGGAGGUUCCACCAACUCCACCACCACCGAUGGACUCUACGACGAUUGAAAUUGAAGAUGAGAAACUGCACUCUACAGCUAAUCCCGUCUACGCAACUUUGGCUUUUACAAAAUCAGCAGCAAAAUUGACAGAAAACCACUCCACCUCCUCCUCCACUGUCGCUUCUCGAAACUCUACUUCAACAACUCCAAAACGGAAAGCUCCCUCGCCGCCAGUUCAACGAAUUGCCUGCAUCUGUCCUUUCUGCUCGAGUAUGAACAAAGCCAAGGAGGAAGCUGCCGCAGAAAAGGCUGCUGCUGAAAAAGAACAACAAAAAGAAACCGAGGCAGGAAGUGAGACAACUUCUCUCAAAUGUUCCGAAGAAGUGGUCAUCACCAUGGAGCACUCGGCAGAAAAUGAAACUGCUGAAGUUGAAGUUGAGGAUGAACCAAAGGAGAAAGAAGUUGCUGAAGUGGGAAUUGAAGUUGAAGAGGAUGAGGAGGAGGAGGAGUUGCCACCGUUGCCUGAAACUCCUCAAGAAACUCCCUCACCUUUAUCUUCUUCUCCCUCUACUGAAAGCCUCGACCAGACGGCGCAGAACGCCUUGAACAGCCUUGAUCAGGCCAUCGAGGAGCUUGAUGACGCAGUGCACGAUCUGAAUGAAGAGGUCAAUGAUGAUGAGGUGGUGGUAAACUCAGGAGUUGCUAAAAAGGAUGAAGAGGAAGUUGGCGGUGGCGGUGCUCAAAAGGAGGAUGAAAAGGAUGACGUUGUGAAGGAUUCUCCAAACACCACUGUUGUAACUGUAGAGAUUAAUGCCGUCAUUGAGGAGCAGGAUGAGCAGGCAGCAAUUAAAACAACAGCAGCAGCAGAUGUUCUAAAUGGAACAGCAGAAGAAGAAAAAGAAGUUCCAGCAGCUGAGAAUGAAAAACUUGAACCAAAAGUAAAGGAAAAAGAAGUCAGUGCAGAUCAUCAAACUGAAAAGCCAUCAGCUCUCACUGAACCAAUUGAAUCGUCAUCUUUAGAGCCUUCCUCUGAAACUGCAAUUGAAAAUGGCACUGAAACCUCUAAUACCUCUUUUCCAGUGGAAGCAGAGCCAUCCCCUUCUUCACCCUCACAAAAACUGCUCAAAAAAGCAGAGCCAGCAAAAUCCACAUCAUCAGCAGCAGCAGAAAGUGCUGAACCGGAGAUCGCCUUUUUCCCACCCAAACCGAGUGAAAUAAAGAAGAGAGAAUCUUUGCGUCGUCGACAACAGUUGCAAAACGGUGAUCAGCACACGCUGGCCAUCAUCAAGCCUCGAAUCAUCAACUCGGUGAGUAAACUCAAUGGGAGUUCUGAUAAGUCGGCAAAUCCAGCACUGCCGUACAAGCCGAUCAGACUGGCUCGUACAGUGAGCGCACCGGUGAAAAAGCAAACUUCCUCUUCUGAUGAAAAUUCGAAUGGAAAUACCGAGCCGCAGUGCGCCAUCUACGCUCGGGUGAUUGACCAGAUCAAGCAGAGAGUGUCAUAUGUGGAGCCGCCAUCAAACGAACAAAGGCAGCCAUCGGCUUUUGAUGAUGAGGAGGAAGUGGUAGUGAAAACAGAAAAUGGAGGUGAAGGUGGUGGUGGUGAUGGGGGUGACAGGGCUGAAGAAGGUGAAAGUACUGAAAUGCCGGUAAACUAA